Molecule: messenger RNA, 1513 nt
Organism: Gossypium raimondii (Peruvian cotton)
Lineage: Eukaryota; Viridiplantae; Streptophyta; Magnoliopsida; Malvales; Malvaceae
Exons: 4
Coding region: 321-1388 (355 amino acids)
Source: RefSeq, a predicted model, not a curated record
AUAAGGUGAAAUUGAGGGUCCUCCACUUCCAUAGAAUAAAAAAAAAGAAAGAAAUAGCACUCUCCUCCUGUUCAAUUGAAUCCCACCCUAUUUCCUAGCCAAAUUCCAAACUUGAAAACUCCAAAGAAACUUACCUCGGAAGCAUCAACCGAACCAAAAGAUUGGUCAUCAACCGUAGGUCGGUUAAGAUUAGUGCGAAGAUAAAGGGAAACUUUAAAAAUUCCAUAGCAGUACCAGAUCUUACUACUUGCUUGAUAUUUCCAGUGAAAAGGAUAACAAAGACAGAGAGAAAAGAAACCACUGAAACACAUAUAUAUGUUAUGAUGUUUGGUGGAGGAGGUAAAGGCAUGGGAGGUGGUGCAAGAGGAGCCAACAUGUUGAGAGCAGUAGUUGGAAGAACAGCAGUUUCCGGGACUGGUAACCCUACUUCAAGUUUGCAAGAAACACUGCCUUCAUCUACAUCUUCUGCUUCUCGGAGGCAUAGUAAUAAUAAUAGUAAUGGUUAUCUUUCUGUUUCUGCGAGUUCUUCUUUGGGUUCUUAUAGCAAUAACAGUGGUGUGCCCAUUAGUGCUAAUUCUGGGUUGCCGAGUAACUGGUUUGUGUCGCCUGCUUCCUCUGCUACUCCUUGUUUUGAUGACUUUGAAUGGGUGUCUGUGGACGCCAUUGAAGAGGAUAAUAAGCAGCAGCCGCAUGAUUUUGAUUUUGUUUUAGGACCUGUUCCUUCUAUUGCUGAAGUCCAAAAUGCGAUCUCUGCUCUUCAAAGGGUUUCCGGAGUAAGCUCGUGUCCGCCGCUUACCAGGGAUAGGUUCUUUCAUAAUGCUGGCAGGGAAAUAGCUUAUCCGAGCCCAAGUAGUGGCUCGAUGCACAGGGUUCAUUCUGUUGGGUCUGAGUUGGAUUGGAUGGAGCCUUCUAUGCAACUUUAUAACACACGAGCAUUUCAACCUUAUGUGUCAAACAGCGUUUACGAUGCUUUCCAUUUGUUGCAGACAGAUCCAGCGAUUCAGAAAAUGGUACUUUCAUUAUCUUCCGAUGAAGCUGUUUGGAAUGCUGUUUUGAACAAUGAGGUGGUGAGGGAGCUGAGAGAGACAUAUUAUGCAGCUGAAGACAGUAGUCCAAUGAGUUUUGAUGAGAGUUCAGUUGAGGAUUCCGAUCAAUCAGACAAGACAACGAAUAUAGUGGAGUGGAUUUUUUACAACACUAAAGAAAAGGUCCUGGAUUUAUUCGAGAAACUAACAAAGCUCGUCAACGAGUUGUUUAAGCUGCCUGUGGAUAACGAUACGAGAACACCAGGAACUCCAGACCCAUUUGAUCAAAGGCUAAGAACCUCAUUCUUGCUAUCUGUUCUAGUCUUGUUGAUUGUGGUUGCGAGUCGAGCUAAAAUUACUUGAAUUCGACGACAUGACGGAUUGUGUUUAGCUUAAUAUGUUUUAAGAUAAUAUAUAUGGAUAUUAGGACAUAUUUAAGCAUUAUGUUAUUGUUUCAAAGGCAUUUUAUUAUAGUUCAUGAUUGUUAA